UUUCCGGUCAAAAAUCACGUUUCAGCUGAUAGGUAACUGAACUGUUUCAGGUGUGACUCCAGCACAAUGUCGGACACAGAGGACCCAGAAGAAAACUUGUCUAAAAAACACAAGAAAGAGCGAAAAGAUUUACAAGCACAAAUACAAAAACUCAAACACUCGGUACCAAAGGGAGACAAGAAGAAGAAGAAGGAAGUAAUGGAGCAGAUUGCCAAACUGGAGCAUGAUCUAGAUGAACAACAGGAGGCAGAAUCACAGAAACUGAAGGCAGCAACAGCCGAUGUGUCAAAUGCGGCAGAACGUCUUGGAGGUUUGGACAUGAACGAUGCUGAGUCUAUUUCAACCAGCUCUGUUGGAUCAGCCAGUGCAGCUUAUGUGCAAGAGGAGAAAAAAAUAUCAAAGGCACAGAAAAGACGUAAUAAAAAAUUGGCAAAGGAUCGUGAACGAGAAGAAGAAAUUAAACAACAGGACAUUCAGAACCUCUCGGGUGCCAGACAUAUAGAACUGCUAAAAGUAAAAGAAGCACUGAAAAGUCAAAAUCUGCAAAUCUUUGACAUUAAAUCUGAUGGAAACUGUUUGUAUAAUGCUGUCAAUCAUCAGCUGGAAAAGAUUGGGAAGGGCUCUUCUAACGAAGCACUGCGUAAUCAGGUCGCCAAGUAUAUGAAAGAAAACAAAGACGAGUUCCUGCCGUUCCUUACAAAAGAUAAUGGUGACAUGUUUACUGAGGAUGACUUUGAGAAAUACUGCCAAGACACUGCUCACACAACUGCAUGGGGAGGUCAACUAGAGGUCAGGGCCUUAUCACAAACUCUUAAACAACCAAUCAGAGUGGUGCAAUCAGAGGGUCCGUCAGUCCAUGUAGGAGAGGAGUUUGAUGGCCAGCCCAGCAUUGUUGUGUGUUAUCUAAGACAUGCAUUUGGUUUAGGUGAACACUAUAAUUCUGUUGAGGAUUAUAUACAGGAUGAUGAUGAAGAAUUCUCUUGAUAAGAUUAUACAAUAUUUUAACUGUUAUAAUCAACAAAUGUUCAGGCAUCAAAUCAACUUGUCCCCAAUUUUGUCUUGUUUUUGAUAUGUAAUUGUGGUAUGGUUAUUGUUUGUGCUAACAAGGUUUGGUUCAAAGGCUGGUCAACAGCAGUUCUUGUUUUCUUCAACUGGAGGAGGAAAUACAGGUUAGCAGCAGUUUUUAUUUUCUUCUAUUCAAGGAGGGUAGGACAUCAAUAAAACAAAGAUGAUCUGGCUGAAAAUUUAUCACCUUUAGAUGUCCUGACUAAAGUUUUAUUUCUAAACUAGUAACAAUUUUCAAAAGAUGCCUUACAAAUUAGAUAAUGUCACAAAAUACUCUCCAUGCCAUUAAAAAAUGGCAGGCUGUGAUUUCUGGCAUAAAAAACGGCAGGCUGUGAUUUCUGGCAUAAAAGAUGGCAGGCUGUGAUUUCUGGCAUAAAAGAUGGCAGGCUGUGAUUUCUGCCAUAAAAAAACGGCAGGCUGUGAUUUCUGCCAUAAAAAGAACGUGGGCUGUAUUUCACCAUUAAAUAUACCAGCCAGCUGUUUCAUCUGUCACCAGCUUACGAAGCGACCAAUGUGAUUUGGUUCGUGUGUGGACAAUCCCAAUAAAUGAAUGAAGAAAGAUAGUAAAAUUUAAGCAUUGAAUCAUUAUAUUAAUUUCACAUUUUCCUAUUUAGUUUUAUAGAAAGAAUGAGAAUUAAACAUUCUUACUGA
This is a messenger RNA of Ylistrum balloti, 1716 nucleotides long. RefSeq names its product deubiquitinase OTUD6B-like. Bases 67 to 984 code for a protein of 305 amino acids. The transcript has 4 exons. Lineage: Eukaryota; Metazoa; Mollusca; Bivalvia; Pectinida; Pectinidae. Gene Ontology annotation, molecular function: cysteine-type deubiquitinase activity. The record is from RefSeq and is a predicted model, not a curated record. Gene Ontology annotation, biological process: protein deubiquitination.